AUGUUACGAUUCUCGAGACUAAUCUAUUUUAUCUUUCUUUUAUGCAUCACGUUGAUGUGUGUUAACAGUAAUGGUAUCGGCAACUGUGAAUGUCAUAAUUCAUAUAAAUGGACCCGAGAUUGUUGUGGACCUACCGGUGGUUACUUCUUUUAUCGUAAAUGUUACAAUACAUUUGGAUUGUCAUUCAUUCAAUGUUGUCGAUAUGCUGAAUUGCAUGGACGAUGUGUCGCUUAG
Messenger RNA from Adineta ricciae, 234 nucleotides. Lineage: Eukaryota; Metazoa; Rotifera; Eurotatoria; Adinetida; Adinetidae. The record is from the annotation of a GenBank genome assembly.